AUGGGGAAUCUACUACGCCGAGGAAAGCCCAGCACAAACUGGGCAAGGCGAUUUACAAGAUACAACUUGAAAGGUUCAUGGGAGCACCUCCCCCAGCAGGCGGUACCACCCACGCGGGACAACCCCUACGGAGGUCAAGAGGCCAGGAACAUGGCAUACGCACGAACGAGAAGCUCGCAAGGGCAAGGGGGGCACGCGUUCCUGAGAGCGGCUCCCACCGACCGAGCUCGAGAGAUUCCAUCGAACGAAUUCGUCUACGCGACGAGACGCGCCUUGGGAGUUGAAGAAUUCUUGGCGGAAAGAUGUCCCAGGUGCCACAGAGGCAGGGAAGGCGAGAUCAUCACAACGGUGCACGCAAGGACCUGUCCAAGGGAUGGAGCACAGGUCAACAUGCACGAGCCGUUAAAAUACGCACUAUCGAGAGCACUCAACGGCCUUCGCGUCAAACACGACGUUGAAAGCGGGGCACCGUUCACGGGGGAAAGAAACCUGAGCAUGGACAUCGUCAUCAGGCCAGGAGCCCUCACGAACGCAUCUUCUCCGGGGUACCGCAACAAAGGAAUACUCCUCGAUGUCACACACGCAGACCCGCAAGCACAGGUACACUUGCGGAACGGCAGCGCGACCAGCGAUGGAAUCGCAGCCCAAGCAUCCGAGGCGCGAAAGCGUCAGCACUACGCUCGUCCGGGACACGUGUCCUUUGACGAACGCAGCUUUAAACUUACCACCUUAGCCGUGGAAAGCUUUGGCCGCCUUGGAGAGGAGGGUUACGAGUUCAUCGAUGAACUUGCGACACAUGCCGUGGGAGGAAGGGACGGAGGAACGAUGGCUCUGAAAGGAGUCUUCAAGGAACGACUUCUUCAGAUCGUUUCGGUGGCUACACAGGUGGCCAUAUCUCGGCGAGUGCAGAGGUACAAGCUCGCAUUGCGCGGGCGUCAAGACGCCGAAAACAGGCGAACAAGAUUGACCUCGGACCAGUCAACGCCAAUGAUAUGGAGAUGGAGUGUACACGCAUCGUAGAACGCGUUUUCGUUUGAAGUUGGCGUCUUGUUUGAGAGUAGAUGUGACAGAUUUGCGUAGAAUAGGGUAAGAUGUUAUCAUGAACGGAGAAGAAAGGGCUUUUCCAACACGGAGAUGUAGCAUGGAUCAAAGCAUUUGUGGGAUUUCAGCUUUUACAAGAGGACAUCAACGCAGUAGUAUUUUAGCAAGCUUACGAACGCAUAUAGGAUACCAUCAGGAUUGUCCUUGGUUUUAUUUCAAGUUGAAGAGGAGAUAUUUUUACGAUGUAAAUGACAGUAGAAAUAAGUCCUACAUAUUAUGUUGUACUUCGUAUUGGUUUAAUAUUCAUGUAGAGUAUAAUACAUGAAGUAAAAGUUUUCUGAGGUACAUCUGCAAUUGUCGUAAGGCAAAAAAAAAAAAAA
This is a messenger RNA of Ectocarpus sp. CCAP 1310/34, 1421 nucleotides long. Lineage: Eukaryota; Phaeophyceae; Ectocarpales; Ectocarpaceae. The record is from the annotation of a GenBank genome assembly.